This is a messenger RNA of Mycosarcoma maydis (corn smut), 2589 nucleotides long. Its product is annotated as glyoxaloxidase 1. The record is from RefSeq and is a predicted model, not a curated record. NCBI's taxonomy places the organism in Eukaryota, Fungi, Basidiomycota, Ustilaginomycetes, Ustilaginales. Bases 1 to 2589 code for a protein of 862 amino acids. The transcript has a single exon.
AUGACGAGGCACCUCUCCUCAUCCUCGAGGCGCUCCUCGCUCGCCAAAAGCGCCAUGACCCUCGCAACCCUUUCUCUCGCCCUAACCUCGUGCGCAUCGGCCGCCAGCAAGGCCGGCUCAUACGAGGUUGUCAACACCAACUCACUCGCCUCGGCCAUGAUGCUCGGUUUAAUGGACGAGGACAACGUCUUUAUUCUCGACAAAGCUGAAAACAACUCGGCUCGUCUCGCCGAUGGCCGUCAUGUCUGGGGUUCUUUCUACAAGCUUUCCGACAAUUCGGUCACCGGCACCGCCGUCCAGACCAACACUUUCUGUGCCUCUGGUGCCACCUUGGGAAAUGGUUCUUGGCUUGUAGCUGGCGGCAACCAGGCCGUAGGUUACGGUGGCGCUGCACAGGCCCAGGAGAUCAACCCCUACUCGGACUUCGACGGAACUAGGGCGAUUCGUCUGCUCGAACCCAACUCGCAGACGUGGAUCGACUCGCCCAGUACAACUGUCGCACAGGUCAACAUGCUCCAGCAACCCCGUUGGUACCCCGGUAUCGAGGUUCUUGAAGACGGUAGCGUUAUCUUUAUCGGAGGUGCCGUCUCGGGCGGCUACAUUAAUCGCAACACGCCUACCACUGAUCCUCUUUACCAGAAUGGAGGCGCUAACCCCACCUACGAAUACUUUCCCUCCAAGACCACCGGAAACCUACCCAUCUGUAACUUUAUGGCUCAGACUAACGGUCUCAACAUGUACCCGCACACCUACCUCAUGCCCUCUGGCAAGAUCUUCAUGCAGGCCAACGUCAGUACCAUCCUCUGGGACCACGUCAACAACACUCAGAUCGACCUUCCCGACAUGCCUGGCGGAGUCGUGCGCGUCUACCCCGCCUCGGCUGCCACUGCCAUGCUGCCACUCACUCCUCAGAAUCAGUACACACCUACCAUCCUGUUUUGCGGUGGUAGUGUCAUGAGCGACCAGAUGUGGGGCAACUACAGUGGUCCCGGUGGCAACAUUCUCGGUCUCCAAGCCUCUGAUGACUGCUCGUCCAUCAACCCCGAGGACAAUCAGGGCAACCAGAUCACUGACGCUCAGUACGUCCAGGAGGGGCGGCUUCCCGAAGGUCGUUCCAUGGGACAGUUCAUCCACCUCCCUGACGGUACCAUGGUCGUCCUCAACGGCGCCAACAAGGGAACUGCCGGCUAUUCGAACCAGACAUGGAACACCAUCCAGUACAACGGUCGCACCGUCGUCACCGAAGGUCUUUCGCAGGAUCCCACUUACGUUCCCGUCAUCUAUGACCCGUCCAAGCCCAGAGGUCAGCGUCUCUCCAAUGCUAAUCUCAAGCCUUCCACCAUUGCUCGUCUCUACCACUCGAGCGCUAUUUUGCUCCCCGAUGGUUCCGUCAUGGUUGCAGGUUCCAACCCGCAUCAGGAUGUUGCGCUCGACAUGCCCACCGGCACCACGCCUCAGGCUUUCAACACCACCUACGAGGUUGAAAAGUGGUACCCUCCUUACUGGGACUCGCCACGCCCUUACCCACAGGGCGUGCCCAAUUCGGUGCUGUACGGCGGCAGUCCUUUCAACAUUACCGUCAACGGUACCUUUAUGGGUGACUCGGCCAACGCCAAGGCAGCCAACACCAAGUUUGCCAUCAUUCGUACCGGUUUCUCCACCCACGCCAUGAACAUGGGGCAGCGCGCCGUCUACCUCGACUACACCUACACCGUUAACGAUGACGCCUCGGUCACCUACAUGGUCAACCCUUUGCCCAACACUAAGGCUAUGAACCGCCUCUUUGUGCCUGGCCCGGCCUUCUUCUACGUCACCGUCGGUGGCGUGCCAAGCCAUGGCAAGCUGAUCAUGGUGGGAACUUCCCCCACUGGCACUGGCAACGUCCCCUUCACUCCUCAGCUCGGGUCUGCACUCGUCGCGCUUCCCCCUGCUGUCAACAGCACCAAAUUCACAGCCUCCCUCCCCAAGGCUGGCAGCAGCUCUUCCUCCGAGUUUGGCCUCGGCAAGAUCAUUGGUAUCGCUGUUGCUGGCGCCGCAGUUUUGGCCCUCAUUGCUCUCGGCUGUUGUCUGUGGAGGCGCAAGGGCAGGAGCCAUAGCGACAAGGCUGCCUCGCGCCAGUCGGCUGCCCCUUGGACCAGCCGCGACCUUGGCUCGGGUCCCGAGUACAAGCGUGUCGACACUCCUGUCGGAUCCAUCAGCGGUGGUCGCUUUGGGGCCGCCAGGAUGGACAGCUCGAAUACGUUUGAGAGCUAUCGGUUGCACGACCAGGUCAGCACGAGCGAAAGCAAGGAGGCGAUUGGCAGCUACUACGACCAACCUCGCAGCGGCAGCCGUGGCGGCUACGCUCCUAGCCCGCUCGCCUACGACCAACACGGACGUGGCGCCUCGCAAGGCCAGUACCACCAGCAAGGCUGGGGCGAAUACCACGCUGGCGAUGCUGGUGCAUACUACGAGGACAACACUAGCAGGUACGGCAGCGGUGGCGGUGGACACAGCUACGAUGAUUACUCGCACCAGCAAUACCAACAGCAGCAUUACUAUGACAGCCCAGGUCAUCAGCACCAAGGAAGCUACUCUAGUCGACGCUAA